Gorilla gorilla gorilla (western lowland gorilla) is the source of this 4822-nucleotide messenger RNA. It is a transcript of the gene NLN, whose product is annotated as neurolysin. Gene Ontology annotation, biological process: peptide metabolic process; proteolysis. Bases 1001 to 3046 code for a protein of 681 amino acids. Gene Ontology annotation, molecular function: metalloendopeptidase activity. The transcript is spliced from 14 exons. The record is from RefSeq and is a predicted model, not a curated record. Lineage: Eukaryota; Metazoa; Chordata; Mammalia; Primates; Hominidae. Gene Ontology annotation, cellular component: mitochondrial intermembrane space.
UAAAUUCUUUGCACGGAUGCGCUGGUUUUCGGAAACAAUGCCGCCACCAUCCCCGUUUCCAAAUCUGCCCAGAACUGUAAAUCCAAAUGAAGAUUCAACAGAAUAAAGAAAAUGUGUGCUUCUUGCUAGCUAUCAACAAAACUACUUUGUAACAUGUCAGCAUUUAAGGUUUCUACAUUCCCUUUUGCACAUUGCCACUCGUCUGUGUGGAUGGAGCUUUGUGUUGCUCAGUCCGUAGAGUUAGGGAGCAGGCAGGCGACAGUGGUUAAUUACAAAGAGUUAAUGUGGUGAUUGGUGACCAUAUUUCAGCCUGUCGUUUUUUGCUAGUCUCCAGGCUGCAAUCGAUAUAGCUGUCAAAUGAAGUUAUACCAAGAAAUGAAGACUUCACAUAAUGCAGGGGUGAGAGGAGGGAAUAAAUCUUCAUAUAAGAGCAAUUCUCGGCCGGGCGCUGUGGCUCACGCCUGUAAUCCCAGCACUUUGGGAGGCCGAGGCGGGUGGAUCACGAGGUCAGGAGAUCGAGACCAUCCUGGCUAACACGGUGAACCCCGUCUCUACUAAAAAAUACAAAAAAUUAGCCGGGCGUGGUGGCGGGCGCCUGUAGUCCCAGCUCUUCGGGAGGCUGAGGCAGGAGAAUGGCAUGAACCCGGGAGGCGAAGCUUGCAGUGAGCCGAGAUCGCACCACUGUCUAGCCUGGGCGAAAGAGCAAGACUCCGUCUCAAAAAAAAAAAAAAAAAAAAGAACAAUUCUCAAACUUUUUAUUCUCAGGACCCCUUUACCUUUCAAAAAUUAUCGUGGACCUAAGAGCUUCUGUUUGUAUGCUGCUGCACUGUUUCAUUUUGGUUUAAGAUGAAGAAAAUCCCACCUCACAGUCAUAUGAAGUUGGAAAGAAGAAUAUUUUAAUAGCUUUUUAAAGAUAAUCAUGGAUGUUCUUUGAUAUCACAUCAAAGUUUGACGAAUCAUGGCUUUUUAAAGAGUUGGUGGUUCCAGGAUUUUACUCAGAAUGACGUUAGGAAGAGAAGUGGUGUCUCCUCUUCAGGCAGUGUCUUCCUAUACUGUGGCUGGCAGAAAUGUUUUAAGAUGGGAUCUUUCACCAGAGCAAAUUAAAACAAGAACUGAGGAGCUCAUUGUGCAGACCAAACAGGUGUACGAUGCUGUUGGAAUGCUCGGUAUUGAGGAAGUAACUUACGAGAACUGUCUGCAGGCACUGGCAGAUGUAGAAGUAAAGUAUAUAGUGGAAAGGACCAUGCUAGACUUUCCCCAGCAUGUAUCCUCUGACAAAGAAGUACGAGCAGCAAGUACAGAAGCAGACAAAAGACUUUCUCGUUUUGAUAUUGAGAUGAGCAUGAGAGGAGAUAUAUUUGAGAGAAUUGUUCGUUUACAGGAAACCUGUGAUCUGGGGAAGAUAAAACCUGAGGCCAGACGAUACUUGGAAAAGUCAAUUAAAAUGGGGAAAAGAAAUGGGCUCCAUCUUCCUGAACAAGUACAGAAUGAAAUCAAAUCAAUGAAGAAAAGAAUGAGUGAGCUAUGUAUUGAUUUUAACAAAAACCUCAAUGAGGAUGAUACCUUCCUUGUAUUUUCCAAGGCUGAACUUGGUGCUCUUCCUGAUGAUUUCAUUGACAGUUUAGAAAAGACAGAUGAUGACAAGUAUAAAAUUACCUUAAAAUAUCCACACUAUUUCCCUGUCAUGAAGAAAUGUUGUAUCCCUGAAACCAGAAGAAGGAUGGAAAUGGCUUUUAAUACAAGGUGCAAAGAGGAAAACACCAUAAUUUUGCAGCAGCUACUCCCACUGCGGGCCAAGGUGGCCAAACUACUCGGUUAUAGCACACAUGCUGACUUCGUCCUUGAAAUGAACACUGCAAAGAGCACAAGCCGCGUAACAGCCUUUCUAGAUGAUUUAAGCCAGAAGUUAAAACCCUUGGGUGAAGCAGAACGAGAGUUUAUUUUGAAUUUGAAGAAAAAGGAAUGCAAAGACAGGGGUUUUGAAUAUGAUGGGAAAAUCAAUGCCUGGGAUCUAUAUUACUACAUGACUCAGACAGAGGAACUCAAGUAUUCCAUAGACCAAGAGUUCCUCAAGGAAUACUUCCCAAUUGAGGUGGUCACUGAAGGCUUGCUGAACACCUACCAGGAGUUGUUGGGACUUUCAUUUGAACAAAUGACAGAUGCUCAUGUUUGGAACAAGAGUGUUACACUUUAUACUGUGAAGGAUAAAGCUACAGGAGAAGUAUUGGGACAGUUCUAUUUGGACCUCUAUCCAAGGGAAGGAAAAUACAAUCAUGCGGCCUGCUUCGGUCUCCAGCCUGGCUGCCUUCUGCCUGAUGGAAGCCGGAUGAUGGCAGUGGCUGCCCUCGUGGUGAACUUCUCACAGCCAGUGGCAGGUCGUCCCUCUCUCCUGAGACACGACGAGGUGAGGACUUACUUCCAUGAGUUUGGUCAUGUGAUGCAUCAGAUUUGUGCACAGACUGAUUUUGCACGAUUUAGUGGAACAAAUGUGGAAACUGACUUUGUAGAGGUGCCAUCGCAAAUGCUUGAAAAUUGGGUGUGGGACGUCGAUUCCCUCCGAAGAUUGUCAAAACAUUAUAAAGACGGAAGCCCUAUCUCAGACGAUCUGCUUGAAAAACUUGUUGCUUCUAGGCUGGUCAACACAGGUCUUCUGACCCUGCGCCAGAUUGUUUUGAGCAAAGUUGAUCAGUCUCUUCAUACCAACACAUCGCUGGAUGCUGCAAGUGAAUAUGCCAAAUACUGCUCAGAAAUAUUAGGAGUUGCAGCUACUCCAGGCACAAAUAUGCCAGCUACCUUUGGACAUUUGGCAGGGGGAUACGAUGGCCAAUAUUAUGGAUAUCUUUGGAGUGAAGUAUUUUCCAUGGAUAUGUUUUACAGCUGUUUUAAAAAAGAAGGGAUAAUGAAUCCGGAGGUUGGAAUGAAAUACAGAAACCUAAUCCUGAAACCUGGGGGAUCUCUGGACGGCAUGGACAUGCUCCACAAUUUCUUGAAACGUGAGCCAAACCAAAAAGCGUUCCUAAUGAGUAGAGGCCUGCAUGCUUCGUGAACUGGGGAUCUUUGGUAGCCGUCCAUGUCUGGAGGACAAGUCGACAUCACCAUGUGUUACUGGCCUGGAAACUGAAGGGAGUUUUGCAAGUGAAAAUUUAGAUUUCUAUUGACAUCCUUUUGUUUUCUAAUUUUAAAAAUUAUAAAGAUGUAAAUGGAAUUAUAAAUACUGUGACCUAAGAAAAGACCCACUAGAAAGUAAUUGUACUAUAAAAUUUCAUAAAACUGGAUUUGAUUUCUUUUUAUGAAAGUUUCAUAUGAAUGUAACUUGAUUUUUUACUAUUAUAAUCUAGAUAAUAUGAUAUAAGAGGGCUAAGAAUUUUUAAAUUGAAUCAUAUACAUGGUAUAAUUUGAUCCUUCUUGUAUCUUGAAGUUUUGUACUUGGGAUUUCUGGACUGAUAAAUGAAUCAUCACAUUCUUCUGGUAAAUAUUUUCUUGGAGCUCUGUGUCAACUUUGAUCCUUUGUCUCCCAGGAAGGUGUGACCUCUCCUUUGCCUGCAUACCUCAAGGCCAGGGGAAUAUGCCCCAGUGAUGCAUUUAUCUUUGUAUAUCAGGCCGCAUGAUUCCCAACUUUCUGCCACACUUAAAUUACGUUCCUCCAUUUCAGUUUUGUCUUUUCUGUCUAAAGUUCAGUCAAAGAGUAUCAAAAAAUUAUGUUUCAGCUAGACUGGUGUAAUGUAUAAGUUUUUGUAUCUUGUAUUAGAGGAUUUCGUAGCUUGUAUUAGAGGCUCAUUUCCACCUCAGCAUACAAGAUCAUUAGUCUUUUGGCAUGUGUGCCAAUUAGAAUACUAAAGCAAGUCCAAGCACAUUUUUCUCUUCUCAUGUUUCUAAUAAGUGUUAGGGACUUUGCCUCUUUUGCUUACCACGUCCCCAAAAGUGUCAGGUAGACAUGUCACAAAUGGCUCUGUAGAGAGCCAUGGGAAGAGAGAGGAGGUGGAUGUGGAACAUAAAGGGUUCAGAAACUCCAGAAGAGGAGUGGGUUUUGGACAGAAGCAUUUGAGGACAGCUGCUCCAAAGCCUUAUGUGUAUGAUGAAACUUAACCACAGGGAAGAGACUCUUCAGUAGCCUGUUCUGUCUGGUGAUUUUUAUUUUAAGUGAACCUUUGGAUCUAUCUUUAACUCUCUUUAUUGUGAGUCUAAAUUCCAAUUCUGCAGCAGAUCAGUAAACUCACAGUAUUUUUCCUGUGGAAAUCUAUUCAAUAAGGAAACCAAGACAGGAUAAUAAAAUUAAAAAAAAAAAAAAAAAACUUUGAAUUCCCCUGCCUAGGUCUUCCAGUUGUUUUCCAGUGCAUACCUCAGGUAUGACUUUGCUAGCCGGGGACAAAAUUAGCACCUUCCGAUUCUCUAGUCCAAAUGAACUUUGUGCUAAAUAAAAAAUUAUUAUACUACAUAAUAAAAUUACAGACAGCAGGAAAUGCAAGAGCUAGGAGAUUCCUAGAUUAUAUCUGCCAAGCAAAUACCUUAAACAUCCACCUGAAAUCCUACUACCCCCUCUUCCGAGAUAAUUUGCCCAGCCCUUCUCUUCCCCACACUCACUCAAUGUCACCCCCCUCUAAUCCCCACAACUGUUUUUGUGGUCUUUGUAGCCUAUAGUAGUUUUCUCACAUCUUUCCCCCUAGACUUUUCUGUUUUCCAGUUUCAGAAAAAAAAAACUCUUCAGCUUUUUCCAGUGUGUCUCCUUAACAGUAACUUUACCACUUGAAAUCUUAUUUCAUAGAAAAACUAAAUUGGUGUGGAAAGGCUGCACACAAUAAAGUUAUAUUAUUAUCCAUGAAAA